Messenger RNA from Drosophila takahashii, 896 nucleotides. RefSeq lists its product as uncharacterized. The record is from RefSeq and is a predicted model, not a curated record. Lineage: Eukaryota; Metazoa; Arthropoda; Insecta; Diptera; Drosophilidae.
CCCUUUCGAUUUACUUGGGAUAACUCGGCUCGUCACUUUUAACUCAACUUCAAAAUGUCUUCUUCCGAAACGGAUAUAUAUGUGGAAGAGGAGGACGAACCGCCACAAUCUUCUGUUCCGGUGCCAGUGAGUCCCAAUCCAAAUCUUCAGGACACUUUCGUUUCUCCCUCGGUGUCGAUCGUCUCGAUGGAUGGCAGCCAGGCAUCAGAAUCCGCAGAUUCAUUCCUUGACUCGCUGCCGGACUGGAUCUAUGGCCUGCGAUCGGUCAGAGCUUCAACCAAUUUAAGACCCCCUCCUUUAAUACCGUCAACACCAUCAACACCGCCUACACCAUUAACACCUUCAACACCAUCACAACCAUCUUCUUCAUCAACGGCCUCACAAGAAUUGCAAACUCCGGAGGAUUCCAGCAUGAACCGUCCUUCUGUGCUGGGUGAGGACAACCCCAGUAUUGACGAGUCCCUAGAUGACACCGUGGUUAUACCUCGCCGGAUCUCCGAACUUAUGCUGAAUCUGCAGAGGACUCAGACAUUGGCCGAGUCCGAUCGGCAACGCUAUCGCCAUCGUCGCCUUCAGGCUCGUGCUAUUGCCCAAGUUCGGGCUGCCCAUCAGGCUCGAAGGAUGCUAGCUGGAUCCUUCACCGAAGCAGAUUUUAGGUCUGCCGAGAGAAUGCCCCCGACUUCUUUUGCGCAAGUUAUGCGGCGUGGGAACAGCAUGAGCGAUUGCAGCCAGUGCAGCAGCGAUGAGGAACAAGGCAAGGUCAAGGGCAAGAAAAGGAAGCCAACGGUUCCACGACAUCUGGCCGAAUGGCUGUAUCCGAUUUAAGUUUUUGUGCUUUCAACGUUGUCGAAUCUUCAGCUAGAUUUCAAAAAUACAAGUGGCUUCCUCCAACCGAA